Messenger RNA from Cheilinus undulatus (humphead wrasse), 2920 nucleotides. Its product is annotated as circadian-associated transcriptional repressor-like. Gene Ontology annotation, cellular component: nucleus. Lineage: Eukaryota; Metazoa; Chordata; Actinopteri; Labriformes; Labridae. The record is from RefSeq and is a predicted model, not a curated record. Gene Ontology annotation, molecular function: RNA polymerase II cis-regulatory region sequence-specific DNA binding. Bases 236 to 1297 code for a protein of 353 amino acids. Gene Ontology annotation, biological process: negative regulation of DNA-templated transcription; circadian regulation of gene expression. The transcript has 6 exons.
CUCUCUGCUGCUGCUGCUGCUGCUGGUUCGUGUCCUCAGCUCACCGAGCAGGUCGGGGAACAGUCGGUUCCCUCCAGCUGAGUGUCUGUGCAGCUCACUCACUCACAGCGAGCUCACCUGGAUUUAUCACCUGGAUUCUUUUUUAAAGAUCAUCCCUGUGAGGUGAAAUUCAGCGCUUUAAAACAACCUGUGCAGCUCGGUGAUGCUCUCUGCUGGAUGAGAUUGUAGCGCCAACAUGUCGACCUCCGACUCGGAUUACUCCAUCGACUGGCUCGCCAGCGAUGAGGAUGACUACGACAGCUCGAAGAGAUUAAGUCCUCUGCAUGCUGCAGAGCUGUCUGUAGCACCCUCAUCAUCGUUAUUACCAUCAGUGUCACCAUCAUCACCUUCAUCAUCAUCAUCAUCAUCGCCAUCAUUUUUAAGGGAAUCUCCCAACAGCUGCUCCCACUGUGGGGCAGCCAGGAGGAGGAGGUGGAGGAGGAGCGACUGCAGGGACGAAGGAUCUGACUCAGAGUCGGCCCCAGUCAGUCUGGUUCAUGGAUUCAUGUCGGUGUGUGGGCAGGUCUCUGUUGGGGCGGAGCUUCGUUUAAACAGGAAGAGAGUACACAGCGUUGGCGAGGACGGCCUGUGUGAAACCACAGAAGCAGACACUGAAAAUGAACUUUUCUUACUCAAGUGCUCAGAGCUGCAGUGCUACAUCGCCCCGCUGUCCUCCAUCCUGCAAGGCCUCCGAUCAGGAAGGUACUCCCAACGUCUGAGCAGCUUCCAGGAGAGCGUUGCCAUGGACCGAAUCCAGAGAAUUAUGGGGGUCCUUCAGAACCCACACAUCGGCGGACGAUUCCUCAGCAUUUUACUGAAAAUAGAAGAAAUGCUCCAGAGCUGGUUUCCUCACAUCAAACUGAACGGGACGCAGACCGACGACAGCCCCGCAGCCAAGAAACUCAAGCCUCCUCACAGCUGUGCCUCUCCUCCUCCCCUCUCUGACGUGGACUCUCACUCCUCCACUCGUCUCAAAUGGCUCCACACGUCUCCUAUCUGCUCCCUGAAAACACCUGAGCCCACGCCCCCCCGGGUCGCCGCCUCCCCCUCCUCACCUCUGCCCACCCAGGACAGCGCCGUCUCCUCAACUUCAGACCUCCACCCUGAUCCUCCACGGCGCCUCCCCUCUGCUCCUCCUCGCAUCAGCAGGGGGCCGCCACCCUUCAAGAUCAUCUCGCCGUGUCUGGAGCGCCUCCUGCAGGCGAAGGAGAGCAUCAUCGCUCCCCGGACAGCGGGGGAGGAUCAGUGGGCGCUGUGAGACGGAUUAUUCUGGACAAACAUGGCUUCCACUCAGUCCAAGGCCUUACAAACCCAUGUUUCAGACUCUUCUCAUUUUUUAUUUUAAAUCUGCUGCCAGCGUUGCACUCGCCGGCGGUCUGGAUCACAAUGACCAUGAAGAGUCUGAAUGUAACAAAGGGACUGGAUUUGGCUCUGAGUUUCCUCUGAAGAGCUCUGAGGUUGGAAUGAUGUUGGCAGAGCGGACACAAAGACAGGAUGAAAACGUGGAGAGUGUUUCUGGAUCUGAAUGUGAUCAAGGAUGUCAGAAUGGUCCAUGAUACCGUACCUUUGAUACCACACUCCUUUAAAACCAUGCAGGCGGAUUUUAAUGGGGAUGGUUUCAGAAAGAACCGUGUCCUGCUGCCCCAGCUAUGCAUAAAUUCAGUCUAAAGUUAUAUCAGAAACCCUCAGUGGAGACUAGGAAGGCUGACUCUACACUAGAUGAGCUCAAAUCUUAACUGAUGCUAGAAACAUGGCAGACCGCCCUCAUACAGACUGUUAUCACUGGUUUUAACAUUAUAAUCCUCCAAAUGCACACACUGGACCGGAUUUACUCCAAUGAGACGUCCCGAGGGCCGUUUUAGUAACAUUAAUACAACCAAACCCCGGUAUAGAGACAUCUGGAUUAUUUAUUCAUCUAAAACCGGGUUUUUAAAUCUGACCUGGGAACAGUGCAUGAACAGCAGAGACCAGCAGGGACAGAGAGAAGCUGAAGUUCAUUGGUGUGUUUCUCUGCAGCCUGAUCAGCUGGUAGACUUCCAUACCCUCAUUUUGCAGGGUAAAACCUUUAAUUUUAAACAUUUAUGAGGCCUGACAGUGUUCCUGUGUGUCCACGUAGUACCUGAAUCCCCCUGACAUCCCUGCUAGUGCUGCUCAACCAAACAAACAGACCUAACAGUGUGGGACAGCCUGUGUCUGUAUCAGGAAUAAAUACUCAGCGUUAAAGAAGCCUUAACCACCCGAUGAGCAGCAACGUGCCAGAUUAAAUCAGACAAAACAAAUACUUCUUUAGGCCUUGUUUUACACAACAGCGUUUUCAGGUGAAAACGCAAAACUUUUGUGGCGUCUGUCCGUUUACACGACAACGCCGUUUUGGUGCCGGAAAAUGGAACAAUUUGGAAACAGGCUCCAGAGUGGAAGUUUUUCAAAACGCCCCUGUCUCCGUGUAAACAGGGAAAACAGCAGUUUCUGAAAACGCACAUGCACACUACGGCUGCAGUCAGCGGUCAAAUGUCACAGCACUCUGAAACGAGCCGUGGCCACUCGACCCGAGCUGUCUGAUGUAGUUUACUGGGAUUCAGCUUGUCAAGUCACAGACAGCUGGAUUUAGAAAAGGGGAAAUAUUAUUCUGGUCCGGAGGACUAUCAGUGACAGUUUCUUUGGAUAAAGUCAUGCUAUUAAUUUAGGAAAUAAUUACAUCUACAAAAUCAAAGAUGCACCAACACUAUAAAACACUGAUCAUCAACUGGCGGCCCAGGGGCCACAUUGGGCCCCCCAAGCAUCCUGUCCAGCCCCCAAAAGAUCAUUAAUUCAGAAAAGGAGGAGAAGAAGAUUUAUACUUUUGCUGUAAAUGUCUGCAGCUGUUAAAUCCACCCCACAAACA